AUGUGCGGCCUGAACGGAUCGUCGUACCGUAUCGUCAAUGGAAGUACCGCGAUCAUAAACGAUUAUCCGUUUAUGGUGUCGGUUCAGCGCUGGUCGCCGGAUGCAAAGACCCACAUCUGUGGUGGAACGUUCAUCAACGAACUGUGGAUACUGACUGCGGGCCAUUGCGUGGCUGACGACGAAUUUUCCCGUGGUGGAAUUGUGCGAGCGGAAUCAUCGUUUCACGCAUCAGGUGGUAUCUUUCUCAAGAUCGAGCGUACGGUGCUGCAUGAGCGCAUGUCUUACGGCACGAGAGGAAUCGAUUAUGAUUUUGGUUUGAUAAAGCUGGCAGCGAAAUUCGAGCGUGCCGUACCGAUUCAUAUGGUGGCGGCCAAGAGGCGCUUCUAUCCGGGCGAACUCUGCACAAUCAUUGGUUGGGGUUUGACGAAGAAUACCGGUGAUCGUGAGCAGCUGCGUAUGGUGAAGGUACCAAUCGUUCCACGACAGAGUUGCAACGAAGCAUUCGCGGAAAUAGAAACAAUCACCAGCCGGAUGCUGUGUGCCGGAUACGCAGCGGGUGGUCAGGAUGCGUGCGAGGGAGACUCUGGCGGACCGCUUAUCUGCCGUGGCAUACAGGUGGGCAUCACUUCCUGGGGCGUCGGAUGCGCUAAACCGCGACGCUACGGAGUGUACAGCAAUAUCGCAAACCAGCGCGACUGGAUACGAAAGCAUACGGGUGUGUAG
Molecule: messenger RNA, 723 nt
Organism: Anopheles marshallii
Lineage: Eukaryota; Metazoa; Arthropoda; Insecta; Diptera; Culicidae
Product: trypsin-2-like
Exons: 3
Coding region: 1-723 (240 amino acids)
Biological process (GO): proteolysis
Molecular function (GO): serine-type endopeptidase activity
Source: RefSeq, a predicted model, not a curated record